AUGUACUUCAUGUCAAGGUAUAACUUCAGUCUGCAGCGCGGGUGCCUCGACGAGCAGCUGGCUUCUUUCAAGAGAGUGCUCGCACGGAUUGCUCCGGGAGAUGCUGCCACCAAGAGUCUCAUGAGCGAAUCCCUAGUCGUCUUCGGCGAGAUUGGUGGCAACGACUACAACUUCUGGUUCUUCGAUCGUACACACAGCCGGGACACGGCCCAGGAGUACAUACCGGACGUGGUUGCCCGCAUAGGCGCCGGUGUCCAAGAGGUGAUCAAGCUUGGUGCUAGGACUGUCCUUGUCCCGGGGAACUUCCCCAUUGGGUGCGUGCCGGUUUACCUCAGAGAUUACAAGAGCAACACGGCCACGGACUACGACCAGUUCGGUUGCCUCAAGUGGUUCAACGCAUUCUCCCAGAUGCACAACCAGCUACUGAAACAAGAGAUCAGCAAGCUCAAGUCACAGAACCCCGGCGUGAAGAUCAUCUACGGCGACUACUACGGUGCCUUCAUGGAGUUCGUCAAGAAUCCUAGCAGGAAUGGCAUUGACAAGCCUUUGGUAGCGUGUUGUGGUGGCGAUGGCCCCUAUGGCACAGGCCAUUUGUGCGACCAGAAGGCGAAGGUCUGCCCCGACCCAUCAAGGUUCGCCAACUGGGACCAGAUCCACAUGACGGAGAAGGCGUACAAUGUUAUCGCCAAUGGGGUGCUCAACGGCCCGUACACCGACACCCCGUUGCUCCACGCUUGUUAG
Triticum turgidum subsp. durum (durum wheat) is the source of this 741-nucleotide messenger RNA. The record is from the annotation of a GenBank genome assembly. NCBI's taxonomy places the organism in Eukaryota, Viridiplantae, Streptophyta, Magnoliopsida, Poales, Poaceae.